AUGUCUAAACAGGCUUAUAUAAUGCCCCAUGCCAGUUAUCUGAUUCAAAACAUUUCUUCCUGGGACACACUCCGCUACACUUCCAAGGCUCCACCAUGCUCGACCGCUCCACAACUCGCCUCCAGAUCACCAAGCGAAGUAUGCUCCAUCUAUUGUUAAGAGGAGUAUUCAUUUUGGGGUUAGUUCUGAAGUCAUUUCAUCGGUUUCGUCCUUGCUUGUGUCGUCUUUUUGAUGUGAUUUGUGGUGUUCGACUUUCGCCUAAUAUUUAUUGGAAGUCCUUGUUCAGUCACGAAAUGUUGGAAGGAGUUGUGGAUAGUAUCCUUGUUGACUGGAAUAAAACUACGAAACCUUCUGGUAAGGUAUUCAAUUCACCUCUUGUCACGCUAGACGGUGAAUACUGUCGAUUACUGGAAUGGUCACGCCCGAAUCGACCAUUGAUCGUGAACUUUGGCAGUCUUACUUGUCCAGUCUUUAUGAAAAAAUUGGAACAAUACCAAAAGAUGAUGAAAGAUUUUCAGGAUAUUGCAGAUUUUAUUAUUGUGUAUACAGAAGAAGCGCAUCCCUCUGAUGGCUGGGCCUUGGAAAAUAACUUUGAUGUCCCAUCGCCUAAGACUCAAAGUGAACGCUGUGCGAUGGCGAGGUUACUAUCUACCCACAAUGCAUCUCGCUGUCCUGUUCUCGUCGACACCAUGUUGAACGCUGCAAACAUUGCAUACGGGGCUUUCCCAAUAAGACUCUACGUCAUUGAGGAUGAUCACGUGGUCUAUCAAGGUGGAGCAGGACCUACUGGAUACGAGAUAAAUGAGGUUUCUGAUUGGCUAAAACAGAAUACAAAGAUUUAAUAAAUAGCCAAUCACCAACGAGUAUAGUAAUAUAUUGUAAAGACAGUAAUGAAUCCAGACACUGGUGAAGUGAAGUUGGAUUAGAGAUGUCAUGCAUUUUUAUCAAAAUAAAGAUUGGGAAGUACUAGUAGUAAGAGCACACACCUAUCAUCUCUAGAUACCUGGUCCAUUGCCCGGACUUGGUGCUUAUAUCAACCGAGGGUGUUUGUUUUCCACCUCUAUCCUUCGCUUGCUUUGAGAAUAUUCUCAGACUACUCCGGUUUCCUUGAUCAUUCAAGGUCAAUGUCCUGAGCGUAAGAUACCAGAAUACGUAAAACUAUAACUUUAUGUGGCAAUGAUAUUUGUUUAUAUAAUUUCUUUGCCAAGAAUAUUA
This is a messenger RNA of Actinia tenebrosa (Australian red waratah sea anemone), 1215 nucleotides long. Its product is annotated as thyroxine 5-deiodinase-like. Lineage: Eukaryota; Metazoa; Cnidaria; Anthozoa; Actiniaria; Actiniidae. Gene Ontology annotation, molecular function: thyroxine 5'-deiodinase activity. Gene Ontology annotation, biological process: thyroid hormone metabolic process. The record is from RefSeq and is a predicted model, not a curated record.